AUGAAAGCAUUGCAAAAUGGCCUCUUUUCUGCUUCUUCUUUGAACCUUGAUAUUGAUAAGCCAAAUUCUUCUCUUACUGAAGCUGGAAUAUCAAGUUCAAACCCUACAAAUAAUCGUAAAAAACGUAAAAAUAAAAGCAAUAGUAGUAACAGAAUUAAUAAAAGUCACACGACUUACUUCUUUUCUCGAGAUCCUAAUAACAAUGAUAUUGCUUAUUGCAUGAUAUGUAAAAAUCUUGCUAAUAUCACUAAAGAGUCUUAUCCUUAUAAUCAUAAAGGAAGUACAGCUACAAACAUGGCUAGUCACUUACAGAAAAAACAUGGCAUAAUAAAACAAAAUUAUCGAAU
Molecule: messenger RNA, 347 nt
Organism: Dentiscutata heterogama
Lineage: Eukaryota; Fungi; Glomeromycota; Glomeromycetes; Diversisporales; Gigasporaceae
Source: the annotation of a GenBank genome assembly